CAAAUGCAGGUGCUCCAUUCUUUGAACAUUAACUAAUUAUAAAUGUUUUUCAAAAGGAUUUAACAAUACAGCAGCUGUAAAUAAAAUCUUCCUGGUGUGUCUGCAGGUUGGGUCAACGGUGAUAUGAAAGCUAAAAUUUCCGACAGUCUUUGAAGGCAGUGGGGUCCUCCCAGUCAGAUCUGGCUGAAAGUGACGCGCCGACCCGGAGCCGAGCGAGGUUUCCUGGCGGAGCUGUGGAGGCAGCGAGGCUCAGCGGCGUUUCUGCUCGUGCAUCUGUCUGCCACCGCCGUUUCUGUCUGGGACACAAAACCUUCCAGCUUCGAGGUUUUGGACACGGCGUCAGUGGCUAUGGCUCCAUCGCUGUCCUACUGCUGUUUUUGCCUCUGAGGGACGUCACACCGCUGGAUGCUCCAGGAGCCAUAGAGGUGUGAAGGAAGAGGAAGGGACAUCCUUAUGAGUCUUCAACUACCAGGCUGACUCUCCCCGGGAGCGCUUGGAUAUAGAAGAAGAAGAAGAAGAAAAAGUUUAGAAGAACGAGGGUUAGGGACACUGUGAAUUGGAGCGUGAGAAGGAAGGAGGGAAGGAAGGGAAGUGAGGAGCAGUAGAAGGGAAGUCAGGUUGGGUGGGCAUCGUGGCCGGAGGGAAGAGAAGGUGAUAGCUGGAAAGAGAGGGAGAAGGUUCCAGACGGAGAAUUCCACAUCCCAGCAGCAGGUGGCGAAGUCUGAGGUCAGGUCAGGUUCGAGGGGUCGAGCUGUCAGACUGGUGGCAGCUGACCGAGUUCAGAUAAGCCCACCGCUCCACCACCCAUCAAACUACUGCUCCUCCACCGUUAACACACUGGGAGAACUGGGAGAACUGGUGUUGAGGAGAAGCCACCAUGACCGACCAGAACGUCGUCAAGGAAGGCUGGGUCCAGAAAAGAGGGGAGUAUAUCAAGAACUGGCGACCACGCUACUUUUUACUGAAGACAGAUGGUUCUUUCAUCGGCUACAAGGACAAACCACAGGAUUCAGACCUGGCCUACCCGCUCAACAACUUCUCCGUAGCAAAAUGUCAGCUGAUGAAGACAGAACGGCCAAAGCCAAACACCUUCAUCAUCCGCUGUCUGCAGUGGACCACGGUCAUUGAGAGGACUUUUCACGUCGAUACUCCUGAUGAGAGGGAUGAAUGGGCCGAAGCCAUCCAGACGGUAGCAGAGUCCCUUGCUAAGCAGGAGGAGGAGGGCAUCCUGUGCAGCCCCACGUCCCAGAUCGAGAAUGUCAACGAGGAGGAGAUGGACACCUCCAUCACUCACUACAAACGAAAGACAAUGAAUGACUUUGACUAUCUGAAGCUUCUGGGCAAAGGCACUUUUGGAAAAGUCAUUCUGGUGAGAGAGAAGGCAAGCGGCACCUACUACGCCAUGAAGAUCCUCAAGAAGGAAGUCAUUAUAGCCAAGGAUGAAGUUGCUCACACGCUGACAGAAAGUAGGGUAUUAAAAAACACUCGGCAUCCAUUCCUAACUUCUCUGAAGUACUCGUUCCAGACGAAAGAUCGGCUGUGCUUUGUAAUGGAGUAUGUGAACGGAGGAGAGCUGUUUUUCCACCUGUCAAGAGAGCGAGUGUUUUCAGAAGACCGCACUCGUUUCUACGGCGCCGAGAUCGUUUCUGCUUUAGACUACCUGCAUUCUGCCAAGAUCGUCUACCGAGACCUGAAGCUGGAGAACCUCAUGUUGGACAAAGACGGCCACAUUAAGAUCACUGAUUUUGGCCUCUGUAAAGAAGGCAUCACUGACACUGCCACCAUGAAGACCUUCUGUGGAACACCGGAGUACCUGGCUCCUGAGGUGCUGGAGGACAAUGACUACGGGCGGGCAGUAGACUGGUGGGGUUUGGGCGUGGUGACGUAUGAGAUGAUGUGUGGCCGCCUGCCGUUCUACAACCAGGACCACGAGAAGCUGUUUGAGCUCAUCCUCAUGGAAGAGAUCAAGUUCCCACGAACGCUGUCGGCUGACGCCAAGUCGCUGCUGUCAGGGCUGCUAAUCAAGGACCCCAAUAAACGGUUGGGCGGCGGACCGGAUGAUGCGAAGGAGAUCAUGCGGCACAAUUUCUUUGGCACAGUCGACUGGCAGGACAUCUAUGACAAGAAGCUGGUCCCGCCCUUCCAGCCGCAGGUCAGCUCGGAGACCGACACGCGCUACUUCGAUGAAGAGUUCACAGCACAGACCAUCACCAUCACUCCACCAGAAAAGUAUGACGAGGACGGGAUGGACGCAGCAGACAACGAGCGACGGCCUCAUUUCCCACAGUUCUCCUACUCAGCCAGCGGACGGGAGUGAGCUCUCCGGCUGCUUCGCCCCAUUCGUGGCCAUUUUGAGGAAAACACGUAGCCAUUCUCGGGAAGGAAAAAGUCAAAAAGGAAAAAAAACAUUCUCCCUUCUUUUUCUCCUCGUCUGCUACCUCGCAGACGGGUGGAGGUCUUUUUAGGGACUUCAGAGGUUUUGCACAGUGGGACAGACUCCAGCUGGUCUCCCCACACUAAAAAAAGUCUCCCACAUUUUCAGCGCUAUCUACUGCAGAAGGCAAUGUUUUUGUUAUUUAUUUUCUCUGUCAGUGUUAAGUUGUUGACGCUGGUUGCGUUAACCGUUUUUUGUUUGUUUGUUUGUACCCGUUUUCGUCUUCUUUUGACUUUUUUGCACUUGGUUUGGAAAAGUCGUUUUAGGGAACAAGAAACCAAAAAUGUUGCCUUACAUGUGCAGACAUUUCGUAUCGUACCGACAGGGUGUUUGGUUUGUUGUUUUCUCUCUUUGGGGUGGGCGGGUCUUCGGUUGUUAUGGGUCGUAGUUGAGAAUAAGUGCAUGGCUCGUGGUUCACUCAUUUCAAAUGACAAAACAAAAAAUGAAUCUUCCUCAUUGUUUGCCAUGGCAGUGCACAUUUGCCAAUCCUGUGGCAAUUUAAAAAAAAGAAAGAUUAAAAAAAAAAGCAGAAAAUGAGAAUUGA
This is a messenger RNA of Melanotaenia boesemani (Boeseman's rainbowfish), 2978 nucleotides long. It is a transcript of the gene akt3b, whose product is annotated as v-akt murine thymoma viral oncogene homolog 3b. NCBI's taxonomy places the organism in Eukaryota, Metazoa, Chordata, Actinopteri, Atheriniformes, Melanotaeniidae. The record is from RefSeq and is a predicted model, not a curated record. The transcript is spliced from 14 exons. Gene Ontology annotation, biological process: protein phosphorylation. Gene Ontology annotation, molecular function: ATP binding; protein serine/threonine kinase activity. Bases 878 to 2317 code for a protein of 479 amino acids.